Cervus elaphus (red deer) is the source of this 330-nucleotide messenger RNA. RefSeq names its product protein FAM209B-like. The transcript has a single exon. The record is from RefSeq and is a predicted model, not a curated record. NCBI's taxonomy places the organism in Eukaryota, Metazoa, Chordata, Mammalia, Artiodactyla, Cervidae. Bases 1 to 330 code for a protein of 109 amino acids.
AUGUUUACUUCUCUGGGAAAGAAAGCCAAAGAAAUCCAGGGGAAGAUGCUCUGCAGAGGGCACUUUUUAAUUUGGCAGAAUCGACAAGAACAUGCUCAAGACUGGCUUGAGAUCACGUUGCUCUGGCUUUUCUUCAUUGUCCUGAGGUACGUGACAGUGAAGUUGGCAGGAGAGAGUGGCGAGAGUAAAGUGCAGACUCCUGCUGCCCUUCAGGCCCGCUCAUUUGGCUCUCUCGGAAGGCAAAAGGAAAAGACAUCCUCUGAAGAAGACUAUAUGUUCCAUACAUUAACCCGGCUCGAGAUGGAUCUUGUGAAAGUGUGCGAAAUCUGA